This is a messenger RNA of Menidia menidia (Atlantic silverside), 3231 nucleotides long. The record is from the annotation of a GenBank genome assembly. Lineage: Eukaryota; Metazoa; Chordata; Actinopteri; Atheriniformes; Atherinopsidae.
GAGAAGUUACAGGAGGUAUGAGGAAUACACCGCGGCUAAUGAUAGCAACGUACACAAACAGGGAAAUAAUUCAUUGUCGGUUUUCAUUAACACUCUGCGCUCCACGAAAACCAAAGGGAGGGGUUCAUUGCUGUCAAAUCCUCCAUCUCUCGCCAAAUCUCCACCGAGGUGAGCACCGAGAACGGAAAACUCACACUAAUCCCGUAAAGUGGGGAGCGGCCUGCUUUUGUAUCCGGCCUCCUGGUUCAGCUCAGGCGGCCAGCAGUGUCACCAGAGGCCGGUGCUUCCGGUUGAAUGUUUUUGUGUGCACCGACAAAACCAUCGCAGCCACGGGGGUGUUCUUAUUAGAAUAACAACAGCCCCUCUUUCACCCAUAUCCCCUCUCAUCGACGUGCAGCUGUUGGCGUUUCUUGCCCGAAAGGAGCGUUUCAACCCUGGGCGGCCUGUUUUGUUUUCGAGCCGCCAUGAAUCUCAGCGAACAAUAACACAACCAUAUCGAGCCCGCUGGGGCUGCACUGAAAUAGGAGCCACGGGAGCCCCGGCGUGGGAUAAUUAAAGCUUUGUUUGGUACCAGCUUUGAAACGACGUGAAAACCCGGGUUAAGCAUGCAUGUGAAUCAUGUAUUUUUCUCCGGGAACCCGCUGCAAACUGGACUGUUUUGUCACGAAAGCCCAUGUUUAAAAUUUGGAGCUGCUGCGAGUUAAUCGGGUGGAAGCACGGUUAAAAAGGCGAAGGGGAACGGUGCACACUAUGCUUUGUCUCAUCACAUCUCACGAGUGGUGUGGAAAUAAACCGAAUGGAUGUGGGUAAACAGAUAUUUCUAUGCAGGGCCGACCCUCUUGUGAUUGAAAUACCCUAUCCAAAGCCUGAGAGCUGUCAACCCGGGGCAUCACAUUGAGGAUGGAUUGGCUGUGACUGGGGAUGAGUAACCCGGAUUGCUCUACCCGCAGACUGAUACAUAUGUGGGAUUUACCGACGGGAAACUGAGGACGUUGCACCCAUCUAUGCUCGCUUCAGAGCCACCAGACUCCCUUGACGAAAACAGUCAUUUUACCCGCACUGAAUGCGGUAAUACCGCUGAGUCCGUCGACUAUUUUCUCUCUCACUGGGUGAAUUUGGAGCGUAAACGUGUUACGACAUCUUAACGGACAGGACCGAGUUGUAGCCCCGGGCCAGCCAGCUGAGAUGAACCCGGUGAAUGCGACCUCUCUGUAUGUGUCCGCGAGCCGUUCGGUGCUGCAGUGCGACCCCCGAGAUCCCCGGGCCCUGGCGGAGCUCUGCAAGCUACUGCCAUUUUUCCGACAGUCUCUGUCCUGCUUAGUCUGUGGUAACCUGCUGCAGGACCCCAUUGCUCCCACCAACUCCUCAUGUCAGCACUACGUGUGUCGCGGCUGUAAAGGUCAGAGGAUGCAGCUGAAGCCGUCCUGUAGUUGGUGUAAGGACUAUGCCCGCUUUGAGGAAAACAGGCAGCUCUCUUUGCUCGUGCACUGUUACAGGAAGCUCUGCCUCUACAUCACGCAGUCGCCGCUGGCGCCGCACAUAGCCAGCGCCGCCGGCGACUCGCCGGACCUCCAGGCCAUCCUCAACGAGGGCCUGACGUUGGCCGAGAGCGAGCCCCAGCCGGAGGAGGUCUCGGUCUCGGACUCGGCCGCGGCGCCACAGGGCGCCUCCACCUCUCAGGAGGUGCAGCCCGAUGAGGCUCCCGCCAGCAGGGGGGUUAAGAGCGAGGAGCGGAGCCCCGCGACCAUCAACGGACUUCAUGAUUGUAACGGCCUGGCGGGGUCAGACACGCUGCAGCCCGUCUCCGUGGAAACAGGCGGCGGGGUAGCAAAGCAGGAGAGCUUCUCGGAGGAGAUCCCGGUGUGUGUGAGCGUCACCGGCGAUGGGGGGGCGGGGCUCUGCGACAUGGGCACUUUUGGGGAGGACCUGAAACACGGCGGGGGUCCUCUGCUGCUGAGUGUGGAGGAGGUGCUCAGGACUCUGGAGACGGACGCUGACCCUGACAGCACAGCAGAGACCACCCCCCAGCCAGAGUUCCCCCCCUCUGUGCCUCAGCCGGGCCUCAACGGGCCGCACUGCCCGUCGGGCCCCGACUCGUCCCGCCUCGUCCCCUCCCUGCCGCCGGAGAACAGCCCCCGUCCCCUCAACCCCCCCCUUCAGCCCUCCAUCGUCGUCCCCCGCGUCCCGGUCCGCUGCCACCGCAAGCGCUCGCGCUCGGAGAGCGACAGCGAGAAGGUGCAGCCCCUCCCCAUUUCCAGCCUCCUACGAGGGCCCGCCACGGGUGCCAUCAGCUCCCCCCAGCACCCCAACACCGGCGCCACCACCAAACACGAGCCCAAGUUCCCCUCCGUCUCCCCGCACCCCCAUUUAGCACCCGUGCCUAACGGCGGCCCCCCGAAGGUGGCAAAGACUGUGCUGGUGCCCAACAAGGCGCUGAAGAAGCCCAUGGAGCACCACGGGGCCGCCAAGAAAGCCUACACCAAGGCCAGGCAAGGGGCCCCCAAGCCCCGCACGCAGCCCCGGGACAGAGCACCCCAGCACCCCCACCCCCACCCUCUGACUCACCCCCCCAGCCCCUCAAAGCCCCUGUACAAGAAGCCUGUGGAGAAGAAGGGCUGCAAGUGUGGCCGUGCUACUCAGAACCCCUCAGUGUUGACCUGUAGGGGGCAGCGCUGCCCCUGCUACUCCAACCGCAAGGUGAGAGCUCCGUCCAGCACACCCACAUCUGCAGCCGCCCCCGCCCACUUGGCCCCUUCACUGCCGGUGUCGGGAAAUGCGUGCCUGGACUGCAUCUGCCGCGGCUGCCAAAACUCCUACAUGGCCAACGGGGAGAAGAAGCUGGAGGCCUUCGCCGUGCCGGAGAAGGCCCUGGAGCAAACCCGACUCACGCUGGGCAUAAACCUCACCAGCAUCACGGCGGCCGCCCUCCGGAGCCCGGCCACCAGCUCCCCCGGCGGCACCCUCCUCAACGUCGCCACGGCGACGGGGGCCCCCGUCACGGCCACCUUCCUGUCGGGGGCCGGGCACGACAACCGGGGCUACGACGACUCGCUGGAGAUGCGCUUUGACUGGGGGCCCACCGGGUCGGGCCACGGACAUGCAGAGGAGGAGCCACAACAAGGCAGCUACAGUGACGGGCAGCAACGGGGGCCACGAGCCCGAAACUGCACCAUGGUUGUGGUCUCGCAUUCAGAGAAGAAGAAGAAGAAGAAGAAGAAGAAAGAGAUGUAG